CGUGCAGGCUCUGACGUCACGCAGAGGGCGUGGAAACGGUCGACAUCAACAAAAGGGAAAAAGACUCGGGAAAAGAGAAAACAGACAGAAAGCUUGUUCAAGAAGAUGUCCAUCUAACAUUUCAGGUUACUUUAAGUUAACCGAAAGACAAAAACCCCGAGUCUCGACAUGGACGCCUUCGGGCUUAUGAAGGAGCUGGAGCUGAAGCUGGAGCAGGAGAGCCAGUAUCUGCCCAAGGAGUCGGGACUGAAACUGAUCGAGUCGAACCCUGAGGGGAAUGGAAUUUCUGCAAAAUGUCGCAAUGCCAAAGUGGAGGAUCUGUGGAGCUUGACCAGUUUCUUUGGCUACAGCACACAGACUUUCGUCCUAGCCAUUAAUCUGCUGGACAGAUUUCUAGCUAUGAUGAAGGUUCAGCCCAAACAUCUGGCCUGCAUCAGCAUUGGUUGCCUCCACAUUGCUGCCAGAGUGGUGGAGGAUAAGUGUGAUGUGUCGUCAACACACGAGCUGAUCCGCAUCAGCCAGUGCAAGUUCACUGUGUCUGAUCUCGGGCGCAUGGAGAAAAUCAUCUCAGAGAAACUCAACUUCCAGUUCCAAGCCAUCACUGCCUUAACGUUUCUGCACCUGUACCAUGCCAUCAUACUGGUGCAUACCACGAGCAGGAAAGAAAUCCUCAGUCUAGACAAGCUGGAAGCCCAGCUAAAAGCCUGCCUUUGCCGCAUUGUAUUUUCCAAAGCAAAACCAUCGAUGCUAGCUUUGUCGCUUAUAACACAAGAGAUUGAGGCCUUGCAAUCGGUGGAGCUGUUUGAGAUCACCCAGUCCAUGCAAAGACACUUAAGCGUCUCCGAGACGGAGCUACAGCUCUGGAGAGGCCUGGUGGCCCAGUGCCUGGUGCAGUACUCCUCGCCUACAUGUUCCAAACCCAAUCACAGGAAGCUGGUGUGGAUCGUGUCCCGGCGCACGGCGCAGACCCUGCACAACAGCUACUGCGGUGCACCAGAGCUGCCCACGAUCCCCGAAGACGGCUGGACUGAGAGUGAGGACUGGAGUGAGGAUCUGAGCUCGGGGGAGGAGUCUCUCAGCAGUUCUUUGGGCAGCGACGCAGAGGGGCCUUAUUUCCCUGCCCACUUUCAGAAGAAGUAGGCUGUCUAAAGGUGCUCAGCUGACCAGAGGCCAUUCUACAGAAAGUAACCUCGUAAAAAAAAAAAUGGCAGCAGCAACUUCGUCUUGCCUUGCGAUAUACAAAACUCCAGCUUCUGUUGUGAUGUCAGCAACCACCCAGACCUCUCCUUGUUAAAGAGCCACAGUGCCUGGGUUCCACACAAGACGUUACUUGAGAAUGUGGUAUGGCCAGGUGUUUGGCUUUUCUUCUUGAAGUUAAUUUAAAUCUCUCGAAUAUUCUAUUUCAUCUAAUGUAGCUAUUACUGAUCCGCCUUUCUUCCUUUUUGUAACGGUUUUAAGCUAAGAAAAAAAAAAUUGCACAACACAGGCAGCUAAAGUUUACAACCAGAGACCUUUAAAGGAAAAAAACAAACAUUAUCUACAGUGUUUUAAUAAUUUGUUGGUGCAUGUUCAGGUUUGCCACAUUCCAGGAGAAGACAGAAUCAUUCAAGAUCUGUGAGACUGUUCAACAUCUUAGUACUGUUGUAAUUCUGGGACGUCUACCCCAGUACUGUGCACAGUUUUGUAUAACGAUAGUCAUGGAUAAGUGGCAGGUACCAUCGCUCGUCAGACUGUGUUCAGCUCGAGACAGUCAGGUUUGUGUUUUGUCGUAUGUAUGCUCUACUUCCUUAUACAAUUGUGGUGAUGCGACCCUUAGACUUGCCAGAAUAGGUUAGGUUUAAAUUAGCCAAAGUAUGUGUCUGUAUGGAGCAAAACAGUAACCUUGAACGUGUGUGUGUAUGCGUGUGUGUAUGUGUGAGCAAAAGAAAAUGGGGAAAAAAAUGCCACAAAAUGUAAAAAUGUCAAUACAAAAAAAAUGUAAAUUUGUAUAAUGUACAAAAAAAAAAUGUAUAGUAAGUUGUAGAUACUAACUUAUUUAUUAUUGUUAUUUUUGUCAUGUUAUAUAAAACUAAAUAUUUUUAAAAUCAA
This is a messenger RNA of Hemibagrus wyckioides, 2088 nucleotides long. It is a transcript of the gene ccng2, whose product is annotated as cyclin G2. The coding region runs from base 169 to 1140 and encodes 323 amino acids. NCBI's taxonomy places the organism in Eukaryota, Metazoa, Chordata, Actinopteri, Siluriformes, Bagridae. Gene Ontology annotation, molecular function: cyclin-dependent protein serine/threonine kinase regulator activity. Gene Ontology annotation, biological process: mitotic cell cycle phase transition; regulation of cyclin-dependent protein serine/threonine kinase activity. The transcript is spliced from 8 exons. Gene Ontology annotation, cellular component: cyclin-dependent protein kinase holoenzyme complex; cytoplasm; nucleus. The record is from RefSeq and is a predicted model, not a curated record.